Verticillium nonalfalfae is the source of this 1707-nucleotide messenger RNA. RefSeq lists its product as uncharacterized. The transcript has 5 exons. Lineage: Eukaryota; Fungi; Ascomycota; Sordariomycetes; Glomerellales; Plectosphaerellaceae. Gene Ontology annotation, molecular function: monooxygenase activity; oxidoreductase activity, acting on paired donors, with incorporation or reduction of molecular oxygen; heme binding. Bases 1 to 1707 code for a protein of 568 amino acids. The record is from RefSeq and is a predicted model, not a curated record.
AUGCAUCUCGAGAUCAGCGUCAUUGCUGGACUGGUCCUGGCCGUUGGCUCUGCCCAGUCAGCGCUUGACGUAGGCCUCUCGCCGCUGCGCAUCUUUCUUCUUGCUUUCAUUGCUCAGUACAGUCUUUUCAAAGCAUACCGCGUCUUCGUGUAUCCCCGCUAUGUCUCUGGGCUGCGACACUUGCCCGGUCCCACGGACGGCCACUUCUUCAUCGGUCAGAUGGCCAGGCAGCUCCUCACGCCGGGGCCCGUGGACAUCUUCCUCGACUGGAUGCGCAGGUGGCCGGAUGAGCCCCUGAUCCGCUACCUGUCAAUCGGCAACUCGGAGACCAUCAUGAUCAACAGCCCAGCGGUGCUCAAGGAGAUGCAGCAGACCAAGUCCUACUCCUUCUGCAAGCCGAAGAUUGCCGCCCGCAUGUUCAGCCCCAUCACGGGCCACGGCAUCCUCUUCGCCGAGGGCGAAAUCCACAAGCGUCAGAGGAACCAGCUGAGUCGCCCCUUUUCUCUCAGCAACGUCAAAAGGCUCCUGCCCGUCCUCCAGGGAAAAGCCAGAGAGCUCAGCGCGGCCCUCGGCAGAGACAUGGGUCCCGACGCCGCGAAGACCGUGACGGUGGAACCCUUUUUCCAAAAGGCAGCGCUCGACGUGCUCGCCAUCGCAAGCAUAGGCUACGACCUCGGCAGCCUCUCGACGGCGUCGGCCUGCUUCCACGCCGUCUACGACCGCAUCAUCCACCAGCCGCGCCUCGGCCACGUCCUCACCUUUCUCGACGGCCACGUGCCCCUGCGCGCGUGGCUGCCGUUGCCGCUGAACCGGCGCUGGCUCCGCGACAAUGCGCUCAUCCGGCAGAUGCUCCUCGGCAAGCUGCAGCUGCAGAAGCAGCGCGUGCUGCGGCGGCGCGGGGGGCCUGGCGAGAGGCCUGACGGGGGCGCUGGCAAGGAAAACCAUGUCCCCAUCGGAGAAGGCCGCGACCUGCUGAGUUUUAUUCUCGAAGAGUGUCGCGGAUCGCCUAGGCAGGAAGACUGGGACGACCAAGAGCUGCUCGAUUUCGUCCUCAACUUCAUCGCCGGCGGACACGAGACCAUCGGGACGGCGCUCACGUGGGCGUCCCACGUCCUCUCGACAAGGUCGGACGUACAGGCGCAGCUUCACGCCGAGGUCGAGGCUCUCUACCGGGGCAAGCCGGAGGCAGCAUGGAAUCCGCAGUACGCCGAGAUAGAGAGCCUCCGCCAUCUGAACAAUUUCGUGCGCGAGCUGCUGCGCGUCUACAGCCCGGCCCUCUUCCUGCCGCGAGAAGCGUCCGAGGACGUCACGCUCGCCAACACGCUCAUCCCCAAAGGCACCUUGGUCGUCAUCGUGCCAGCGGUCACCCAUUUCAACACGCACAUCUGGGGCCCCGACGCCGAGGCUUUCCGUCCCGGACGAUGGGACGAGCGUGGCGAAAAGGGGGAGCCGGGCCUGGCCCGUGACCCCUAUUCAUUCGUGCCGUUCCUGCACGGGCCCCGUGGGUGCAUUGGCAAGGCGUUCGCCAUGCUCACCCUGAAGGUCAUGAUCAUCGAAAUGGUGCGGGAAUUUGGCUUCACCGCACCGCCGGGGCAGAAUGGCGACGUGGAGUAUGCCAACCCAAACUUCACCCUGAGACCCAAGGAUCAUCUGCGCGUCGUCGUCGAAAAGAGGCGCAAGGGCGACAUUGUGACGGGUACGAGGUGA